Penicillium olsonii is the source of this 1569-nucleotide messenger RNA. NCBI's taxonomy places the organism in Eukaryota, Fungi, Ascomycota, Eurotiomycetes, Eurotiales, Aspergillaceae. The record is from the annotation of a GenBank genome assembly.
AUGGGCGCACCAGAGACGCUCGCUCCCAAAGAUGGGGGUUUGCCACACGACUUGGAGCAAGCCAGAAUAGACCAGGAGCUUGCCGACCUAGAACGACUGGGACGAGAGAGACCAAAAUGCUUCAAGGGAGCAUGGUCAGAGAUUUCCUUUUGCCUAUCAAUCUUCAUGUCUCAGAUUCUGGCUGAAUACUACAUCUCAGGCUCGAAUGUGCUACUUCCGACUCUUGUGAAAGAGCUCAAUCUUCCCGAAGCCUCGGCAAUUUGGCCAUCAACCGCACUGUCGUUGGUAGUCACGUCGACACUCCUCAUCUUCGGCCGGUUGACGGAUAUGUUUGGGGGUUAUGCAAUCUACAACGCAGGAGCUAUAUGGCUGACAAUAUCGUCAAUCCUGUGUGGCAUCUCUCAGACAUGGUUGAUGUUGGUCAUUUUUCGAGCGCUGCAAGGCUUUGCUCUGGCCGCCUUUCUUCCCUCCGGAAUCAUGAUUCUCGGCAGCACUUACAGACCAGGCCCCCGAAAGAACAUCGUGUUCAGUAUUUACGGUGCCUGCGCCGCACUGGGGUUCUUUGUUGGCAUUUUCUUUUCUGGUCUGGCCGGUGAAUAUCUCACUUGGAGAUGGUAUUUCUUCUUCGGCGCAAUCUUCUCGGCCAUCACUGCAGCUCUCGCGCUGUUUUCCAUCCCGCGAGACUAUGCAGAGAAACGGAAAUCUGGUGUCACAAUGGACUGGCCAGGUGCAUGCCUCUCUGUUCCGGCGGCGGUACUUAUCGUCUUUGCCAUUGCCGACAGCGCCCACGCGCCACAAGGUUGGAAAACGCCGUACAUUCCUCUUUUCCUUGUCCUUGGAUUGAUCAUCCUUGGCUUCAUGGUUUAUGUCGAAGGAUGGGUUGUCAAGAAUCCACUCCUUCCUGGCGAUAUCUUCAAAGUGAGAUAUAUGCUGCCGUUGGUCAUAUCGUUGCUCCUUUUGUACGGAACGCUGGGUAUAUUUUUGUUGUACGCUGUGUUAUACAUGUCUGACAUCAUGGGAGCUUCUCCAAUGCAAAUCGUGGCAUGGACUGCACCCAUGGGAGUAGGCGGCCUGAUUCUUUCGGUUGGGGGUGGCAUGAUAUUCCACAAAGUGCCCGGAACUAUCUUGAUGAUGAUAUCAUGUUUGGGAUAUGUGGGAUCGGGGCUUCUGUUUGCUGUGAUCCCCGUCGGGGGGAAUUACUGGGCGUACGUCUUCCCAUCGAUGAUCUGCGGCACAAUUGGCAUCGACAUCAGUUUCAACCUUGCCAAUGUUUUCAUCACCACCAAUCUUCCAAAAGCAAGACAAGGUCUUGCAGGCGCCUUGAUCAACUGUACGCUGCAUAUGGGAAUCGCAGUUAUGCUCGGGUUCGCAGAUAUCGUCCAAACUCAGACCGUGGACUUGGGGACUCGCCGGAGUUAUAAAGCGGUCUUUUGGUACGAAACUGGACUGGCGAUUCUGGGUCUCAUCAUUGUUGCAUUAUUUGUGAGAAUUCGCGAGGCGAAAAGUGAACUGACUCUCGACGAAAGAGAGGUAAUGGCGGCCGCUGGGAGUGAAAGGACUGAAGUUUAG